This is a messenger RNA of Amphiprion ocellaris (clown anemonefish), 1912 nucleotides long. RefSeq names its product solute carrier family 50 member 1 (gene slc50a1). Gene Ontology annotation, cellular component: membrane. NCBI's taxonomy places the organism in Eukaryota, Metazoa, Chordata, Actinopteri, Pomacentridae. Gene Ontology annotation, molecular function: sugar transmembrane transporter activity. The record is from RefSeq and is a predicted model, not a curated record. Gene Ontology annotation, biological process: carbohydrate transport. The coding region runs from base 162 to 821 and encodes 219 amino acids. The transcript has 6 exons.
UGCCCCGGGAACACUGAUUGCAAACACGGAAACGGAUCAUCCGUAGCUGCAGUCCAUCUUUAUUUUCAUGCACUUUAUCAAACCGUAAUUAAAAAAAAACGCACAUUGAAGGUUGUAAUAUCGAGUCGACUGGUGUUUUUAGAUUUAUUUUCUUUCGCUCUAUGGAUUUUCUGCAGCUUCUGUCAUGGGCCUGCAUCGUGUUCACCGUCGGGAUGUUCUCGACUGGACUGACCGACAUGAAGACGAUGCGAGAAUCCAAAAGCACUGACAACAUCCAGUUUCUCCCUUUUCUCACCACAUGUCUUAAUAACCUCGGUUGGUUGUUUUAUGGGAUGCUGAAGAGAGAUCAGACCAUCGUCCUGGUCAACAUAAUCGGAGCUCUUCUGCAGAUCCUCUACAUCAUCAUGUACUUCCACUACACCAAACACAAGGGGCUGGUGAUGUCCCAGACGGUGGCGGCAGGGACGGUCCUGACCUGCGGUUGGCUCUACUUCGGCAUGUUUCUACCCGAAGGAGACUCUCGACUCAGCCAGCUGGGACUCACCUGCAGCGUCGUCACCAUCAGCAUGUACAUGUCGCCGCUGACCGACCUGGUGGAAAUAGUGCGCAGUGGUAACGUCCAGUGCUUGUCCUUCCCUCUGACUGUAGCCACCUUCUUCACUUCCACCUCCUGGGUUCUCUACGGCUUCCAGCUCAACGACUACUACAUCGUGGUUCCAAACACACCUGGAAUCUUCACCAGUCUGAUCAGAUUUUAUCUCUUUUGGAGGUUUGCGUCCGUCAAUCAGAGCUCGCCUUCCUAUAAGCCUAUGCAUAUAUGAUGACACCAAGGGGGACAGUUAUGAAAACAGAUGACAGAUGUCGGUGGAAGGCGAAGCUCUCCCGUCACUCGUCCUGUCUUUUUAUUGGAGUAUGGCAGAAAGAACAUAUCUGAGCUCACUGAGUGACGCCGCUUAUAAAGUGGCGAUAAUGGCAAUUGUGUUGUGUUUACUUUUCGGGGAGGGAAAGCAAAGGAGUGCAGUCGAGAGCCUUUCAGACAUGAAGAUACAGAAUGUCACAGCUUUGUCAGUCUGUUAAAGUGACAGCAGAGUUAAUCCAGUCAGUCCAAACAUCUUAGAAGAUUUUCUAAAUGAAAUGCUGAAACGUGGAAAAAAAAUCCUCAAUUUGCUUCAAAACAGCUCAAAAUAUGUCACAUGUGUGUCUAUCCAUUAAUAUGCUGUGUUAAAAUUGAAAUAUCGCUCGGUACGACCUUGUAAGAUUACGAUUUUUACCAGAAAACUGAGCCUGGUGCACCUUCUUUGAGAUGCCGUCACAUUAACAGAGUUUUGCAUGUCUGAAAGGGGCUUUAGAGUUACAAAGGAACAAUUCUGAUGUCUUAAAAACAGUCAAACUGUUACUUUCCUGCGGCUGUGUGUGGAACUGUGACCUGCAUCUGCUCUGCGUCUUUAAGUGCCUUCUGUUAGGUCAGGCUUGCCAUUAAAGCUCAAUGGCAUUUACUGAUCUGCCCACACGUCAGGAAAACUCCCUUUGCAAUCGCUGAACUGGAUUCAACCUCAUCUCGUACUAGCCAAAGAUCUCGUGGAGUUGUCGGCUGCUAUUUUAAUUACAUAUAUUGUUAUUAUUUUCCCCCUGUUCCUUGGGAAUCACAUGUGGGAUAUGUGUAUACACUUAUUUUUCUGCUUAAUAACUCAUUUGUGUUUUGUUCAUGUCGACAGAUAUUGAAUCGUGUCAGUGGCAGUGAUAUUUUCUAUACCCUUUUUUGAUAUGCGACAUGAACCAAAUAGUGUUUACUAUUUUUAUAAGGUGAAAUGUAAUUAACACCAUAAGAUUUUGUUUACAAGGAUGAAUGUUUCCUAAUUCUGUGGUGGCUGGCUGAAUUAUCAUUAUUAAACAUAUUAAGGGGAAAAUGAAA